UAAAAGUUCAAAAUCUAUUUUUUUAAAGUAGCUAAAUUUGUCGUUAGGUGCUGUUUGAGAAAAAAUAAGUUGCCAAAUCUAACAAACAUAAUUGCUAAAUUGGCAUCACUGAUUCGCCAGUAUCCUCAGGAUGACGACCGGGACGAACGGAUUUUGGUUCCUUUCACGUCACGAAUGACACGUGUAUUCAAGAUGGCGGCCGCGGCGAUGGCGACGUGGUUGGCCCUUCUGCUGUUGUCCUUGUUGCCUGGAGGAGUCCAGGCCUUUUACGUGCCUGGAGUUGCUCCUAUGAACUUCCACCAGAACAGUGCUGUAGACAUUAAGGCCGUGAAGCUGACCAGCUCCCGGACUCAGCUUCCCUAUGAAUACUACUCCUUGCCCUUCUGUCAGCCUGAUAAAGUGGUCUACAAAGCAGAGAACCUGGGGGAGGUGUUACGCGGGGACCGCAUUGUCAACACCCUGUACUCGGUACUCAUGACCCAGGACAGGAAGUGUGAGGUGGUUUGUGCCAAGCUGAAACUCAACGUGCAGCAGAGUAAGCUGGUGGCUGAGCGAAUUCAGGAGGAGUACUAUGUUCACCUCAUUGCAGACAACCUCCCAGUGGCUACGCGGCUGGAGUUCAACCCCAACAUAGAGGCAGGGGCUGAGGACAAGGAGGUGGUGAAGGAUGUUCAGUUUGAACACGGCUACAGGUUGGGCUUCACUGACAACAACAAGUUCUACCUCCACAACCACCUGUCCUUCAUCAUCUACUACCACAAAGAGAAGCUGGAGGAGGGGGAAGAGCACAACUACAGAGUUGUUCGUUUUGAGGUGGUUCCCCAGAGUGUCAAGGUGGAGGACCUAAAGGUGGCUGAUAAGGGGUCGUGUACCCUGCCCGAGGCCACUAACUCAGCUCCUCAGGAGAUUGACCCCUCCAAGGACAAUGAGGUUCUCUUCACCUACUCUGUCCGCUGGGAGGAGAGCCAGGUGAAGUGGGCAUCUCGCUGGGACACCUACCUGACCAUGAGUGACGUGCAGAUCCACUGGUUCUCCAUCGUCAACUCAGUGGUGGUGGUCUUCUUCCUCUCUGGGAUCCUCAGUAUGAUCAUCAUCAGGACCCUGAGGAAGGACAUCGCCAACUACAACAGAGAGGAUGACAUAGAGGACACCAUGGAGGAGUCGGGCUGGAAGAAUGUCCAUGGCGACGUGUUCAGACCUCCACAGUAUCCCAUGAUCCUCAGCUCUCUGCUGGGCUCAGGCAUACAGCUCUUCUGCAUGAUCCUCAUCGUUAUCUUCGUGGCCAUGUUGGGGAUGCUGUCGCCUUCCAGUAGAGGGGCCCUGAUGACCACUUCCUGCUUCCUGUUUAUGUUCAUGGGUGUGUUCGGUGGAUACUUUGCCGGCAGACUCUACCGCACGCUGAAAGGCCAUCGGUGGAAGAAGGGAGCGUUCUGUACGGCCACUCUGUACCCAGCCGUGGUCUUCUGCAUCUGCUUCGUUCUCAACUGUUUCAUCUGGGGAGAGCACUCGUCUGGAGCAGUCCCCUUCACCACCAUGCUGGCUCUACUCUGCAUGUGGUUCGGUAUCUCCAUGCCGCUGGUCUACUUUGGCUACUACUUUGGCUUCCGGAAGCAGCCGUACGAUAACCCCGUCCGCACCAAUCAGAUCCCUCGCCAGGUGCCUGAGCAGCGCUGGUACAUGAACAAGUUUGUGGGCAUCCUGAUGGCUGGGAUUCUACCGUUUGGUGCCAUGUUCAUUGAGCUCUUCUUCAUCUUCAGUGCCAUCUGGGAGAACCAGUUCUACUACCUGUUUGGUUUCCUCUUCCUGGUGUUCAUCAUCCUGGUGGUGUCCUGCUCCCAGAUUAGUAUCGUCAUGGUCUACUUCCAGCUCUGUGCAGAGGACUACCGGUGGUGGUGGAGGACCUUCCUGGUAUCAGGGGGCUCAGCCUUCUACGUCCUUGUUUAUUCUGUUUUCUACUUUGUCAACAAGCUGGACAUCGUGGAGUUUAUUCCUUCGCUGUUGUACUUUGGCUACACGGCUCUCAUGGUCCUGUCCUUCUGGCUCCUUACAGGGACCAUCGGUUUUUACGCAGCGUACAUGUUCAUACGGAAGAUCUACGCUGCCGUCAAAAUCGACUGAGUUUGUUUCCGCUGUUUGUUUUGUUUUUUUUGUCACAUUAUUUUUCAUUUUUUACAUUUUUAUUCUUUAUGUCCAGCAAUCACUGGCUUGUGUGUGUGGACACAUGGACGUGUGAGGUGGUGUUUGUGGAACAGAGACCCCCCCCCUCAAUAGGCAUGGAGAGACGACAGUAAGAUGGCGCGCAGAAUGCAAACUCAACGAUCUUCCUCCCUGUUAUUGGAUGUCCAGAGACACAGAGAUUUCCUAUUGGACAGUCAAUGUUUUCUACUGUGUUUCACCUUGUACACACAACAUGGGCCAAAGCAUGUCAGAUGAAACGGUCUCUGUUCAACGUACAGUCUGCUUUUGGAGCAAGCCUGGGUUCCACAGGACGACUCCAGUGCAUUUGGUUCAGAAUUGACCUUUAUUGUUUUAAAAAUCAGUAAGAUAUUUUAGUCGUAACUUCUUUCACACACACACUCUCUCUCUGUAAAGUUAGUUUAUUUAUCUUUAUUCCAGAUACGUUUAUGAUCAGAGGUCAUUGAGAGGUCACUCGUGUAACGUGGCUAAUGAGUAUUAUUUUUGUCUGAAAAUAUGCUGGGAAAUGGACAUCUAACGUUGGAACAGGCAUGGAUAUUAAAAUAUUCUGUUUUUUGUUUUUUUACUUCAAUGUGACCAUUUUCUAAAAUCUAAAAUCAUUCUAAAUUUGACUCCCUGAAAACGAUUGUCUCUCACAUUAAGGUAACAAGAUUGUCUAAAAUGUAUCUUUUUAAAGCGACCGGAUUUCGAUGUGGAGAAGCAUACAUUUAAUUUUCUCUUUUAAAUACUACUUGCAGGGAAGCCACUUUGGCUUAAGACUGUUGAAAUAUGAAAUGUUAUGGAACGAAAGUACAUUUUGAUGAAAAGUAGUAUUCCUUCAAAUCACCUAUAUAAUUUCUGGUCUUUAACCUAAAAGGGUUGGACACAUUGCGUUACUAGGUGAUGUGAGCAGCUCCAUGGGCCCACUGAACUAUGCAUUUUUCUGUAAGUAGGACUGUUCUUUGGUUUCAAAAGGUCAUGUUACAUGCUUUAAGUUGUCAGUGAGACACUGCUAUUCUAACUGUCGUUGUCGGUUGUCCCUGAGCAUCAAUGUCUUCUCGGAUUACCUUAAACAUGAUUCUGUCAUUGAGCGUCUAAGUGGAGUACAGUUAUUCCCCAUAAACCACGAGCCAAGUCGCUGCCGUGUAAGAUUGACAAUGUGGUUUAGAUUGUCGGUAGGUUCGAGAAGGUACUACAUGUCAACCUAUUGUAUUAAUGGGCAGAUCCUUCACUGGGUUUUACUCUCUGUUACCCGGCUAGAAUUCCCCACCAGUGGUUCUCGUCGUCUUGUAGAUGGAGUUCCUCUUGAUUGUGGAGUCUGAAAUGCAGAAGAUCCUGUAAACUAGUAACACUGGACCUACACAACUGAAUGAAAGUGGGGUGAAUGAGAUUCAGAAUAUUCCAGACCUUUUCGAUCAUGGGUAUAUGUUUACUACCAGUUACUUUAUUCUAUGGGCCAGUUCCUCAGACCCAGAUUAAGCCCGGUCCUGGAUUAAACAUCAUUCCCAUUGAAAGGUCAUUUUGAGUCCAGGAAUAGGUUUAAUUUAGGUCCAGGAAUAGGUUUAAUUUAGGUCCAGGAAUAGGUUUAAUUUAGGUCCAGGAAUAGGUUUAAUUUAGGUCCAGGAAUAGGUUUAAUUUAGGUCCAGGAAUAGGUUUAAUUUAGGACCAGGAAUAGGUUUAAUUUAGGACCAGGAAUAGGUUUAAUUUAGGUCCAGGAAUAGGUUUAAUUUAGGUCCAGGAAUAGGUUUAAUUUAGGUCCAGGAAACUGGGUCUUUUAUGUUUGAGAGCUGAGCUUUCGGGAAUGCAACCUUUUAGGUCAAUGUUAUUAUCCUGCUAGUUUUUCCUUGAUGAAGAGCAUCGCAACCAACCAUAGGACAGUCUGGUGGAGGUCUUGCCCAGCAGAUGGUGUUGGGAUAGAGCUGCACUGGAAGAGAGAGGGAUCGAACAGGUGCAGAGGGGGAAUUACUCCAUUCACCAUGUAGUGUAUCACUGAAUGAAUCAUACUUCUACACUCUCACUUAGUCUCUCGCAUUCUCUGCCCUCUCACACAUUCACCUCCACAGUCAGUAUUGCAUCGGUCUUUUUCUUCCCUCUGUAAAGCUUUGUUCACACUGCAGGCCUUAAUGCUCAAAUCAUUAUUUUUUUUUUCAACAACAACUUGCAGUUAAGUUGUCCUAACAGCAAGUUACAAAUGACCAAAUUAGAUGUGUGUUCAGACAGCAGUCAUUUGCUGACACGGCUACGCUAGUUGUCAUAGUAACGACAGGGGUCUUUGGUGUCGUCUGAUUGGUGGUGGUGCUCCUGCUUCCCAUCACUCAGAAGUUAUGUAACAACCUAAGGUGAUGACCACAAUGUGUCGUCAUGGAAGUUUCCCAGUUGCUUUGAAUGUUGAAAAUCAUAGUGUAUAAACACUUUUAAAGCCUCAAAGGACAAAGAUGAUCCAACUUUCAAAACAAAUCAUUUUUGGUUAUCCACAGAAGUUAACUAGCUAGCUAGGUAGCUGUUUAGCUUUUUAGAACAUUCACUAAUUUGUUUUGUAAACAACCUAGUUAGUUACCACAUGUUCUUGUCAAACUGUCAACAGAGUAGCUAGCAAGCAUCAAGAUAUGCCAAAUAACAGUCUUAAAAACCAAUUGAGGGCACAUGAAAAAGCCAUGGCUGGGAAGAUGGCUUGAAAUAUCAGAUUCCACGUACUUUUUGGCCGUUUAGACUGCAGGAAAAAGAACAGGUUUGAAUUGAAUAUGCAAAUAAAUUGUAUUUGAGUCACUUCAAACUGCCAGUGUGAACCAGGCUUUAAUGUCAACAGUGUUCCUGAGCUGCCAGCUCUCACGGCUCUCUGAUUCAGAGACGGACAGACUUCCUCACCUGGGCCCAACAAACAGAUUUCUGGAGAGAUUUCCUGCAGAUGUACAUUUGACUGACAGGAGCCGUUGUAUGUAUGUAUGUAUGUAUGUAUGCGUGUGAAUGAGUGUUGACUGUGUGAAUACAACACGUUGUAUUGCUGAGGUUUGCUGUAGUGGGGACUCUUGACUACAUAAAUAUCAUGUCGUUGUUUUAGCCAAAAGCAUUACUUUUAAGAACCUGUUUCUUGUCCCCUUUUCUUUACAGAAUGCCCAGUGAUAUAAUUUAUGAAACUAAUAAACUGAUGUGAUGUUGGAA
Molecule: messenger RNA, 5334 nt
Organism: Oncorhynchus mykiss (rainbow trout)
Lineage: Eukaryota; Metazoa; Chordata; Actinopteri; Salmoniformes; Salmonidae
Product: transmembrane 9 superfamily member 4
Biological process (GO): protein localization to membrane
Cellular component (GO): membrane
Source: RefSeq, a predicted model, not a curated record